This is a messenger RNA of Camellia sinensis, 4354 nucleotides long. RefSeq names its product pentatricopeptide repeat-containing protein At2g03880, mitochondrial. Gene Ontology annotation, molecular function: zinc ion binding; protein binding; RNA binding. Gene Ontology annotation, biological process: RNA modification. The record is from RefSeq and is a predicted model, not a curated record. Gene Ontology annotation, cellular component: intracellular membrane-bounded organelle. Lineage: Eukaryota; Viridiplantae; Streptophyta; Magnoliopsida; Ericales; Theaceae.
AUCCGCCGUUUUGGUUAGUUCCACUUUUGUGUUCUUCGUUUCUCUGUCAAAAGUUGCCACCAAAAAAGACUCCAAUUUGAGAGAUAUGCGAAGAUACAUACAUAUACUAUACAGGUAUAUACUUAUACGCACACCCUUCAUGUUCUUGUUUCUCUGUGUUCCGUAGUUGAUGCUCUUUGAUUCAUAACUGAAGCUUCGCUUUCGUGUUAAUGGAAUGCGACUUUCUCUCUCGAAAUAUGCGUUUUCCACCACCAAUUUUUCGAGCUCUCCUUAAUCCAAUUCCCACUAUUUAUACAUUCUCAAGACCAUUUUUGUUUUCUCUACGUUUUCGUUCAUUAUCUUGUGCUGCUUUGAAGGUUGUUGAACCCAAACAAGUAUCAACUGAUUCGGGUUCUGAUGAUUUGGAAAACCCACAAUUUCAGCUUCACAGUGGGUUUAAGGAAAUACCCACAAGGUUAUAUAGUCCUGAUUGGCCUGAAAGAAAUGCAAAUAUCAAAAUUGGGAGGAAUUUAGAUGGAGGAAUUGUAGAAUUGGAUAGAAAGGAGAGGCUUAAAGGGUAUUCGGAAAAGCUGCGAGAUUGUGCUUUGAAACUGUCUUUGAAUGAAGGGAAGGCAAUUCAUGGGCAGGUCAUCAAGAAUGGGAUACACCCAGAUAUGCACUUGUGGGUUUCAUUGAUUAAUUUCUAUGCAAAAUGUCAUGUUUUGAAUUUUGCGUGUCAGGUGCUUGACGAAAUGCCUGAGCAGGAUGUCGUGUCUUGGACAGCUCUGAUUUCUGGGUUUGUGGCUGAUGGGUAUGGAAGUGAUGGUAUUUAUUUGUUUUCUGUGAUGCGGAAUGAGGGUAUUAGACCGAACGAGUUUAGCUUAGCGACUUGCUUGAAAGCUUGUUCCAUUUGCUUGGACUUAGAGUUUGGGAAACAGGUACAUGCAGAGGUAAUUAAGCUUGGGUUUUUCUCAGAUAUUUAUGUCGGGUCUGCUCUUGUUGACCUUUAUGCAAAAUGCGGUGAGAUGGAAUAUGCAGAUAAAGUGUUCUUUUGCAUGCCCAAGCAAAAUGAUGUGUCGUGGAAUGCAUUGCUUAAUGGAUAUGCUCAGAUGGGUGAUGAGGAAAAGGUUUUCAAAAUGUUUUGCGGGAUAAAGUCAAAAAUGAAGUAUAGCAAGUUUACUUUGUCUACUGUCCUCAAGGGUUUUGCCAAUUCCAGGAAUUUGGGAGCUGGCAGGGUUGUGCACUCUAUGGCGAUCAAGAUUGGGUGUGAACUUGAUGAAUUUGUAAGUUGUACUCUUGUAGAUAUGUACUCCAAAUGUGAGUUGGCGGAUGAUGCACUCAAAGUAUUUAUGAGGAUAAAAAAUCCUGACAAAGUGGCAUGGACUGCAAUGAUCACUUGUUUUGAUCAGCAAGGGCAGAAAGGAGAAGCAGCAAAGCUAUUUCGAUUAAUGAGGAAGACUGGUUUGAGACCAAAUCAAUUUACCUUAGCUAGUAUUGUUAGUAGUGCCAUCGAUUUCAGCCCACAUUAUGGUGAAAGCAUUCAUGCUUGCGUAUACAAAUAUGGUUUUGAAUCUGAAAAUUUAGUCUGCAAUGCGUUGAUCACAAUGUACAUGAAAAUUGAAUCUGUAGAUGAUGGUUACCGGGUUUUUGAUGCAAUGAGUAACAGGGAUGUAGUUUCAUGGAAUGCUCUCUUAUCAGGAUUCCAUGACAAUGAAACCUUUGAUCAAGGGCCGAGUAUCUUCAACCAGAUGCUUGUGGAAGGUUUCAAGCCCAACAUGUACACAUUUAUCAGCAUUCUAAGGUCUUGUUCCAGCCUUUGGAAUGUCAGUUUUGGGAAGCAAGUGCAUGCCCAUAUUAUUAAAGAGAGCCUUGAUGAGAACAGUUUCAUAGGAACUGCUCUUAUUGACAUGUAUGCCAAGUGCAAGUGCUUGGGAGAUGCAGAAGCAGUUUUUAACAGAUCUAAUGAAAAAGACCUCUUCACUUGGACAGUUAUGAUUUCUGGUUAUGCGCAGACUGAUCAAGGGGAGAAGGCCAUUCAGUGCUUCAAUCAGAUGCAAAAAGAAGGUGUUAAGCCCAAUGAGUUCACCCUUGCCAGCUGUUUGAGGGGUUGUGCUGGGAUAGCAAGUCUUGAAAAUGGGCGGCUGCUCCACUCAUUGGCAAUUAAGUCUGGGCACUUUGGUGAUAUCUUUGUUGCUAGUGCACUUGUUGAUAUGUAUGGAAAAUGUGGAAGCAUAGAAGAUUCAGAGACUUUUUUCAAGGGCUUAGAUUUUCGUGACACUGUGGCAUGGAACACAAUAAUAUGUGGAUACUCACAACAUGGGCAGGCAGACAAAGCUCUUGAAGCUUUUAAGUUUAUGUUAGAUGAAGGUGUCGUGCCCGAUGGGGUUACCUUCCUUGGUAUUCUUUCUGCUUGUAGCCACAUGGGUUUGACUGAGGAAGGGAAAAAGCAUUUCACUUCAAUGAGUGAAUUGUACGGAAUUAUUCCUUUGAUUGAACACUAUGCUUGCAUGGUUGAUAUCCUUGGUCGGGCAGGCAAAUUUAAUGAGGUUGAAAGCUUCAUUGCACAGAUGAAGCUUACACCAAAUGCCUUGAUCUGGGAGACUGUUCUUGGGGCUUGUAAGAUUCAUGGAAAUGAAGAAUUUGGUGAAAGAGCUGCAGAGAAACUUUUUGAACUUGAACCAGAGACAGAUUCAAAUUAUAUAUUAUUAUCUAACAUUUUUGCAGCCAAAGGGAGGUGGGGUGAUGUUUCAAAGGUUAGGGCAUUUAUGUCCAGUAGGGGUGUUAAAAAGGAACCAGGGUGUAGCUGGGUGGAGGGCAAUGCUCAAAUCCACAUCUUUUUGUCUCAAGAUGGUUCACAUCCAAAGAUCUUGGAAAUUUAUCAAAAGUUGGAGGACCUUGGUCAGAAACUUGCAUCAAUAGGCUAUAUUCCGAACACAGAUUAUGUGCUUCAUAAUGUGACCAACAGAGAGAAAAGGGGGAAUCUAUUUCAUCAUAGUGAAAGGUUGGCUUUAGCUUUUGCCCUUAUAAGUAACACACCGAAUAAAACAAUCAGAAUUUUCAAGAAUCUCCGCAUUUGUGGAGAUUGUCAUGAUUUUAUGAAGCUGGUUUCACAUAUCACAAAUCGGGAAAUAGUUAUUCGUGACGUUAAGCGCUUCCACCAUUUCCGAAACGGCACCUGCUCAUGUCAAGAUUAUUGGUGAUUUUGAUCUGCUGGCAUCCAUGGGUAUGGUGUACAUGUGGAAAAUAUUUGAGGCCUAAAAUUUAAAAGGUUGUCUACAGCUUGAAGUAUAUCUGAGGUCCUCUACUGGUUUAGCAGCAGCCAGGGAGUAAAAUCAGCGACUAUGGUUUAGAGAGUCUGAGGCUGUAAGGCCAGCCAAGAGGAGACGGCAGUGAUAGGCGAUUUCAGGUUUAUUUAAUGUAUGAUAUGGAUUUGUGAGUUGAAGGAAUGAUAGGUUUGCUAUGACGAAUGAAUGGAUUGGUUUGCUGUGAGCUUAAUAAAAAGGGAGUAAUGUUAUGGUGGGUGGGGAAUUCCGCAGGCGUGACAAUAAAUGUUGCAAGAGGAACUCAAAUAGUGGACUAAGGAAGCAAUUUCUCUACUCAUUCACAUGUAGAAAAGAAAAAGAUAGCGAUACCAAAUUAGUGAUAUUGAUGGGUUAUGGCAUGGCUGAAUAAACUGCUGUAGGCACCUGUGGCUCCAGUACCAGAAAGAUUUGAAAUUAUUCCAUAAUGGGACUUCAGGCACCAAAUGUGUAAGCCAAGGUUCCGCAUUGAGUUACUGGUUCCUUGUUGUGCGCCAUCUAGGAAUGGUGAACUUUUGCUAUGAGGACCUGCUGUAGUAAUUUCUGCACUCUGCAAUUAGUCCUGUAAGUGAAACUGAGUUCAACUUUCCUGUAAAUGCAGCAGCUUUUGUUGACAGUUUUGCCAAUUACACUUGCUAUGUUCGCUGCAGUGCUUCAAAUGUGGAGCAGUGCAUAAAGUAUGUAUAUAUUAGGUACCAAAGUGGUUGCAGGAACAAUAUGAUUUGGUUACUGACGAAUGUUUCCAAAGGGAGCUGUGUUAUUGUUGCUUCUCCAGAGCUAUCGGGUUUGUUCUGAUUCUUCAAUUAAUCAGACUGCCUUGAUGCAAAGAUCAAAUCAGAUUUGGAUUUCUUGCUUGUUCAAUGUUUCAAAGACAAAGAAAUCUAACAAGAUGUUGUAAAUCUUCUCUUAUUAAUAUGUGAAAGCAUUGUUGUAGAAAGUUUGGAAGGCAAAGAGUUGCUCCUGUGGCCAAGUUUUUUUGCUUUGAGUUCUCGUGUGUGUAUUGCUUGUGUAUUAGGUCUUCUGUAAUUGGCCUGUAAUUUCCUUCUAGUUUUGUAAUUUACAAAAGUAAUUUGACA